Molecule: messenger RNA, 1962 nt
Organism: Paramecium tetraurelia
Lineage: Eukaryota; Ciliophora; Oligohymenophorea; Peniculida; Parameciidae
Exons: 4
Source: RefSeq, a predicted model, not a curated record
AUGGUGAUUAUAGAGGAUUCUUAAGAUACUUUGAAAGAGUUUUCUAAACUGUAUAUUCAUCUACAAGGUGAGGAGGCUUGGGAUAAAGGCUUUGAGUGUCUUGAAUCAAAUGAUUUUAAUAUCUUCCAUUCUCAAUUUAAGUUGCUUAAAGACAUCAAUGAGGAACGAAACCCAGAGGAUUUGAAAUUGAAGAUCUAAAAAACGAUCGCAAUUCCAUUCACUUAUGCAUUACCUGACAACAUCCCUGGUACAAUGAAAAGAGAUAAGGGUUAUAAACUAAAGAUCGAUUACUCAAUGUCUUUGAUUGCUGAGACGUUCUAAUUGGAUAGGAUUGUCUUGAAAAAAUUGCCAAUCAUUAUAAACCAAUAUGCAGUGAGGCAAAAUAUCAGUCGAAGCAUAUCUAAUAGUCAUGCCAUGCGAGGAUUUUGGCAUACUUAUCAAGGAAUUUCUAAAUUGGAAUGCAAAUAUAGCGGUGAAGAAUUUUCGAUUGGUGAUUCAAUCCACUUGGAAUUGUCGGUUGAUCUAAGGGAAAGCAAGCAAUACAUAUAGGAGAUCGUGAUUUCAUUGAAUAAGAGGACCACUAUCAAUGAUAGAGAACCCAAGGUUAUCAUAGAAUAAAUUUCCAAACAUCAUUUGCCUGGGAUUGUCUAAGGGAUCGUUUAGACAAUCAAAAAAUCUAUUGUGCUCUUUGAUUUCAACAACAAAAUAGAACUAUCAACCACUGGAUAAUUAAUUAAGGUGGAUUAUUUAAUUAGGAUACAAGCCUAUUCAACAUUAUUCAACCUCAAUAAUAAUGACUUAAGAAUAGAUAUUCCUAUCAAUUUAUUCCAAAGGAGAAUCAAAUAAAACGAUUUAAAGUUUGAAACCAACCAGAUUUAAGAUCUAUUCCAUCUAUAUGAUUUGUUAGGUCGUAAAACUAUGAACAAUUGCACAAUAUUAAUAUAAACAAUAUUAUUUACAUUAUAAAUUAAAUAUCUUAUGGGGAAUAGCUAGUCUGGUGUCUAGAUUACCAUAGAUAGGUUUUAUUAUGCAGAAGAAUUGCUGUCUGGCAAGAUUUUAAUUGCUAAAUCUAAAAUCAAUGCUAUUCAGAAUCUCAUCAUUCGUAUUUAUGGGGAAGUCUCUUUGGAAAUAGAGGGAGAGUCUGUCUAAAGGGAAUUCUGCAUUUACGAAAGUAAGCUUGAUGAAAAAGACUUGGCAACAAUUAGAAAUAAGACAGGAGUUAUUGAGUUUGAAUUGUAGCUGACCAAUAAUCUUCCACCUUCUGUGUAUUACCAAUCAAUUAAAUCGAAGGGAGGGUUGUAGUAUCAUUUAGAAGUGGAAUUGAACCCUGAUGGCCUAUUUGAUUUAGAAAUAAUUAGAAAAGACUUAGAGAUAAGAUAAUCAAUGCCGAAGGUUUAGGAUUUCUGUCUUGUCAAGGAACUAAAAUUGGAAACAGUAUUCAGCAACUAUGGAACUCUUAGUAUGGAUGUGAAUGUCAACGAAUAAUAAUUUCAUGUUGGUUAAACUGCCGAAGUUACUGUGUUUGCAGAUAACACCCUUGGAUAAGUGGACAUUGAUUACAUCACCGUUGAACACGUUUAAGAAAUAUCAAUAAAACCAGCACACAUAUGGAUCUCAGAAGUUCAGCUCAUUAACUCAUAGGCUAUAACGGGUGUUAAGGCCUUUCAGAAGUAUCAGAGUCCAAUCAAGGUAUUCUUGACCAUAACUGAUCCAAAUCAAAAGCUUAAACCGAAUUUACAAUUGGGGUUCUUGAAAAUCCAGAAUUAUAUCAGGAUAUCAACGCCCUUUAGUGUCUUUUAAAUAAAUCCUAGAUUUCCAUUGAUUCCUAUUGAGAUUUGUAAAUUGGAAAGUAAAUGCUUGUAUUAAAAUGUUAACAUGAUUGAUUAAGUUAAGUUACCGAAUGUAAGAUAUGCGAUUAACAUAGAAAUUUGUAUUGAAACCAGUGCUUCUGAAACUAGAUGA